CAGAAACUUUAUGAGCAUAGAUUUUCCACUUGAGAUUUCCCAGAUAUUUUAUUUCCAAACUCCCUCACCCGGGCAGGCGAUAACCGUCACAACCAUCCAAUGACAAGACGCCACGUCAACAGAAUCUGACGAGUGCAGGUGCGUCAUAAUAUCCAAAGUGCUGGGAAUGAGGUGCAAUUGCAAAGUUGCAUCUCUCCAAGAGGAUUCCUUGCCUCUUCUUCGACACCUGAUUCCCCUAUUUCCGGUAUAAAUUUUGUUCCAAUUUCAUUUUCAUUUCAUGCUCAUUUCUGUUUCUACACACAUGGAGGAGGAUGAAUAUGCUAAACUCAUCCGGAGAAUGAAUCCACCCAGAGUUACAAUUGAUAAUAAUUCUUCUCCGGAUGCAACGGUUAUACAGGUUGAAAGUGUUAAUAAGCAUGGUAUACUGCUGGAAGUUGUGCAAGUUCUUGCGGAUUUGGACCUCGUUAUCAAAAAAGCGUAUAUUUCAUCGGAUGGAGGAUGGUUCAUGGAUGUGUUUAAUGUUAUAUGUCAUGAUGGAAGCAAAAUUAGAGAUGAAAGGGUGGUCAGUUAUAUAAAAAAGGUGCUUGAAAGGGACGCAUUUUACGUUCCUUCACUGAACGGUUCAGUCGGAUUAAAGCCGUCUGACGAUUACACAGUAAUCGAACUAGUUGGAACAGACCGACCUGGAUUAUUAUCCGAAGUAUCCGCGGUUCUAACGAACCUUGGCUGUAACGUGGUCAAUGCCGAAAUAUGGACCCACAACGCCAGAGCUGCAGCCGUGGUGCAUGUCACAGACGAUACAACAAAGUGUGCGGUUGAAGACCCGAAACGCCUCUCAACUAUCAAGAAGCUUCUUUGUAACGUUCUCAAGGGAAACAAUGAUUUAAAGACUGCAAAAAUGACGCUUUCCACCCCCGGUUUCAUGCACAGACAGAGACGAUUACAUCAAAUUAUGUUCGCUGAGCGGGAUUAUGAAAAGGUUGAGAAAACGGAACAAGAAAAGGAAAAUAAGUUAAGAACACGGGUUAUGGUUUUGGAUUGUGUUGAGAAGGAUUACACGGUUGUUACUAUCCAUUGUAGGGAUAGACCGAAGCUGUUGUUUGAUAUUAUUUGCACGCUUACCGACAUGCAAUAUGUCGUGUUUCAUGGGGUCGUUCAAACGGAGAAAAUGGAGGCUUUUCAGGAAUAUUACAUUCGGCAUGUUGAUGGGAGUCCAGUAAGCUCAGAGGCAGAACGAGAGCGUGUUAUGCAAUGCCUUGAAGCUGCAAUUGAGAGGAGGACAUCGGAGGCGCUCGAGCUAGAAUUGUGUACAGCAGAUCGUGUCGGACUUCUUUCGGAUAUAACCAGAAUCUUUAGAGAAAACAGUUUAUGUAUAAAAAGAGCAGAGAUUUCAACUGAAGACGGAACAGCUAAAGACAAAUUUUAUGUGACAGAUAUGACCGGUAACAACCCUGUUGACCCAAAAACCAUCGAUUCUAUUCGAACACAAAUCGGUCAACAAGCAGCAUUGCAUGUUAGAUGGAAUUCUAGUCAAUCAUCAGACCCGCAACCUGAAGAAACGACGAUCGGUUUUCUGUUUGGGAAUCUGUUUAAAGGCAAAACAUUUCAGACGUAAGUCGGGUCCUACUGGUGAUAUAUGGUUGAAGAACAUAGUACAGUUUAGUAUUUUUAGAUGAUACAAAUUAGAAAAAAAAAAAAGGGUUAUAUACAAAGGGAUUAGGGGACUCUGUAAAUACAGGUAUUACUGUUGUAAAUACAGUGUGAUAUUAAUGUGAAUAGACAUGGUGCACAUAUUACAUAUA
Helianthus annuus (common sunflower) is the source of this 1802-nucleotide messenger RNA. Its product is annotated as ACT domain-containing protein ACR6. The coding region runs from base 278 to 1615 and encodes 445 amino acids. Lineage: Eukaryota; Viridiplantae; Streptophyta; Magnoliopsida; Asterales; Asteraceae. The transcript is spliced from 7 exons. The record is from RefSeq and is a predicted model, not a curated record.